AGGCAUCAAAGAACACACACAGGGGAGAAACCUUUUAAAUGCUCAGAGAGUGGAAAGAGAUUCAAUUGCAAUGGCCAUCUUGAACAGCAUCAAAGAAUCCACACAGGUGAGAAACCUUUUGAAUGCUCAGAGUGCGGAAAGAGAUUCAGUUUAAGUGGCCAUCUUCAAACACAUCUCAGAACCCAUAUAAAGGAGCAACCUUUUGAAUGCUCAGAGUGUGGAAAGAGAUUCAGUCAUAUUAGCCAUCUUCAUAUACAUCAAAGAACUCACACAGGGGAGAAACCUUUUGAAUGCUCAGAGUGUGGAAAGAGAUUCAGUCAGAGUAGCAGUCUUCAAAUACAUCAAAGAACCCACAAAGGGGAGAAAACUUUUGAAUGCUCAGAGUGUGGAAAGAGAUUCAGUUUAAGAGGCUAUCUUCAAAAACAUCUCAGAACCCACACAAGGGAGAAACCUUUUGAAUGCUCAGAGUGUGGAAAGAGAUUCAGUCAGAUUAGCAAUCUUCAUAUACAUCAAAGAACUCACACAGGGGAGAAACCUUUUGAAUGCUCGGAGUGUGGAAAGCAAUUCUGUCAGAGUGGCAGUCUUCAAAAGCACGUAAGAACCCACACAGGGGAGAAACCUUUUGAAUGCUCAGAGUGUGGAAAGAGAUAUAGUCAGAGUAGCAGUCUUCAUAAACAUGAAAGAACUCACACAGGGGAGAAACCUUUUGAAUGCUCAGAGUGUGGAAAGAGAUUCAGUCACAGUGCCAAUCUUGUAGAGCAUCAAAGAACCCACACAGGGGAGAAACCUUUUGAAUGCUCAGAGUGUGGAAAGAGGUUCCGUCGCAGUGGCGAUCUUCAAAAGCAUCAUAAAACGCAUACAGGGGAGAAACCUUUUGAAUGUUCAGAGUGUGGAAAGAGAUUCAGUUUCAGUGGCAAUCUUCAAACACAUCUCAGAACCCACACAGGGGAGAAACCUUUUGUAUGCUCCGAGUGUGGAAAGAGAUUCAAUCAGAGUAGCAGUCUUCAUAAACAUCAAAGUACUCACACAGGGGAGAAACCUUUUGAAUGCUCAGAGUGUGGAAAGAGAUUCAGUCGCAGAUGCAUUCUUCAACAGCAUCAGAGAACUCACAUAGGGGACAAACCUUUUGAAUGCUCAGAGUGUGAAAAGAGAUUCCGUCACAAUGGCCAUUUUCAAAGGCAUCUAAGAACACACACAGAGGGAAGAAUCCUAUUGAAUGCUCAGAGUGUGGAAAGAGAUUCAGUUUAA
Messenger RNA from Euleptes europaea (tarantolino), 1248 nucleotides. Its product is annotated as zinc finger protein 135-like. The annotation marks the transcript as partial. Gene Ontology annotation, molecular function: DNA-binding transcription factor activity, RNA polymerase II-specific; RNA polymerase II transcription regulatory region sequence-specific DNA binding. The record is from RefSeq and is a predicted model, not a curated record. Gene Ontology annotation, cellular component: nucleus. The transcript has a single exon. NCBI's taxonomy places the organism in Eukaryota, Metazoa, Chordata, Lepidosauria, Squamata, Sphaerodactylidae. Gene Ontology annotation, biological process: regulation of transcription by RNA polymerase II.